ACGGUGCGUCAUGGAUUUCCCUAUCAGCCCACAGCUCUGGCAUUUGACCGGUGCAAAAAGAUCCUUGCCAUUGGCACUCGUUCUGGAGGAGUACGGCUUCUGGGACGGCCAGGAGUGGACUGUCAUUGCCAGCAUGAGAGUGGGGCGGCAGUUCUCCAACUGCAGUUUCUCAUCAACGAGGGAGCGCUGGUCACAGCUUGUGCUGACGACACGCUGCAUCUCUGGAAUUUGAGACAGCGACGUCCGGCUAUCCUACACUCUCUCAAAUUCAACAGAGAGCGGAUCACAUUUUGUCAUCUUCCAUUUCAAAGUAAGUGGCUUUACGUGGGGACAGAGCGUGGAAAUACACACAUAGUGAACAUCGAAUCCUUCGUUUUGUCUGGAUAUGUCAUCAUGUGGAACAAGGCCAUAGAACUAUCAACAAAGACACAUCCAGGUCCUGUUGUUCAUCUGAGUGACAGUCCAAAAGAUGAGGGAAAGUUGCUGAUAGGUUUCGAGAGUGGUACAAUAGUAAUGUGGGACUUGAGGGCCAAAAGAGCUGACUUCAGGAUAUACUAUGAUGAGGCCAUUCACUCAGUAAGCUGGCAUCACGAGGGGCGGCAGUUCAUGUGCAGUCAUUCUGACGGCAGUCUGAGCAUGUGGAAUCUGAGAAACACAGCCAAACCUUUUCAAGUCACCUUCCCUCAUGGCAAGACUCAGAGAGAUGGUCGAAAAGAAUCAUGUAAACCCAUUCUCAAGGUCGAAUACAAAACCUCCAGAAACAGUAGUGAUGCAUUUAUUGUCUUCUCCGGGGGUCUUUCGUAUGACAAGGCAGGACGGAGACCAACCCUAACCAUCAUGCAUGGCAAAGCCAUCACAGUGUUAGAGAUGGACUAUCCAAUAGUGGACUUCCUAGUGCUCUGUGAUACGCCUUAUCUCAACGAGGUCCAGGAGCCAUAUGCGGUGGCGGUUCUGCUGGAGAAAGAUUUUGUUGUGGUUGAUCUAUCCCAGAGCAAUUUUCCUAUCUUUGAGAACCCCUACCCCAUGGACAUCCAUGAGUCUCCGGUCACAUGCACGGCUUACUUUGCCGACUGUCCCCCCGACAUCAUACCCGUGCUUUACUCCAUAGGAGCUAAACACAAAAAGACCAGCUACAGCCACAAGGAGUGGCCGCUCAGAGGUGGCACAUGGACGGUGGGUUCACAAACAUACCCAGAGAUAAUCAUCACAGGACAUGCAGACGGAUCAAUAAAGUUUUGGGAUGCCACGGCGAUCACACUGCAGAUGUUGUAUAAGCUCAAGACGUCAAAGGUGUUUGAGAAGCCUAAGAGUGGAGAUGUGGGACGAAGCGCUGAGCUUGUGGAGGAAGACCCCUAUGCCAUUCAGAUGAUCAACUGGUGCCCGCAGAGCCGUAUCUUUUGUGUAGUCGGCAUCAGCGCCCACGUCAUCCUGUACCGCUUCAGCAAACAUGACGCCAACACCACCAUCACGUCCCUAGAAGUGCGACUUCAGUGUGAGAUGGAGGAUGUCAUCUCUCCAUCGGAUACAGAGAACACUCCAUGUUUUUCGGACCCCAGCGGUCUCUCACCUCAACCUCAGCCUCCAAGUCCCCGCAGCAACACCCCAGACAGUGUGCGGGACAGCAUCCCUUGCCUCAAGGUUAAAGAUCGGACGAUCCGAAUGCCUCCUGGGUACCAGGCGGAGCUGGUGGUUCAGUUAUUAUGGGUCGAUGGAGAACCGCCACAACAAAUCACCAGCUUGGAUUUAAACUCUGCAUACGGACUGUUGGCUCUAGGUAACUGCAAUGGUUUGGCAGUGGUGGACUACCUGCAGAAAACCAUUCUGCUGUGUAUGAACACCCUGGAGCUUUACGGAUCCGCAGACCCUUUCCAGCGACUAACACGCUCUCCUCGCAAAAACCGACAGUCCACAUCAGACUUUUGCAUGCGCGGCCUGUCUAACUUUUAUUCCGAUUCAAAGAAACGGAUCCGUACUUCCUACCAGAGCCUUACAGAGCUUUCUGAUAAUCAGGUGUCUUUGGACCUAGAGAGGAGCAAGUCACCCACCUCAGCACCCUACACCCCUUCCCUCCAUAAUGACCCUCGAGGCACAGGGGAACCUGUGUCCAACCUCCGAUCCUGCCACUACAGUCCUGUCUUUUACCUGUUGGACAAUGUCAAGGGACCAGGGCAGAAAGUUAAGUCUACCAGACAGACUCUUAAGGACUGA
Carassius auratus (goldfish) is the source of this 2208-nucleotide messenger RNA. Its product is annotated as syntaxin-binding protein 5-like. Gene Ontology annotation, molecular function: GTPase activator activity; myosin II binding; syntaxin binding. The record is from RefSeq and is a predicted model, not a curated record. The annotation marks the transcript as partial. The transcript is spliced from 21 exons. Gene Ontology annotation, cellular component: plasma membrane; SNARE complex; cytoplasm. Lineage: Eukaryota; Metazoa; Chordata; Actinopteri; Cypriniformes; Cyprinidae. Gene Ontology annotation, biological process: exocytosis; Golgi to plasma membrane transport.